GAUAAAGCCGCUUAUCAAGCAGCGCGGGGCAACCAGCAACUAAAAUUUCCUGGGAGGCAGAAAGUUGCCCCGCUGGCUCAGACGAGCAUUGCAUUCUGCCAUCAAGCUGCCCGUCUUCCCGCUUCUUCCGAGAUUAUCAACAGCUCAACGGCUCGACGUCCUUUUCUUCUUCGUUGGAACUCUCUAUACCCUCGAACCGAACACCAUAAGCAAGGGAGAGCAGGCAGAGAACAGAAGCACCAUCAUGGACAUCGAUACCGACAUGGGCAUGGUGUCCAUGCAACAAAUGGGCACUGCCCGAACAGGCGCAACAAUCCUUUGCUGUAACUGCGGCGCUCCCAUUGACGGCACAGCGUCUGCAGGUGCUCUGUGCUACGAUUGCAUCAAAUCCACCGUCGACAUCUCACAAGGCAUACAACGCGAGGCCACGCUACACGUCUGCCGAGAUUGCGACCGAUGGCUGAUGCCCCCUAACAGCUGGGUAGCGGCCGCCCCAGAAUCCAGAGAGUUGCUAUCAAUUUGCCUUAAACGGUUACGGAACCUGGGCAAGGUCCGCAUUGUCGACGCCCGCUUCGUCUGGACAGAACCUCACUCGCGCCGCAUCAAAGUCAAGAUUACGGUCCAAGAUGCGGUUGCCGAUGGGGUCAUGAUGCAGCAAAGCUUCGAGGUGGUCUACAUUGUGGCAAACCAACAGUGCCGCGAGUGCGCAAAGUCGUACACGGCAAACGUGUGGCGCGCCGCCGUGCAGGUCCGCCAGAAGGUGUCCCACAAGAGGACGUUUCUCCUGUUGGAACAGUUGAUCCUCAAGCACCAGGCGCACAAGGACACAAUAAACAUUAAAGAGGAGAAGGACGGUAUCGACUUCUACUUCGCCCAACGGAACCAGGCGGAAGCCUUCGUUCAUUUCCUCAAAUCGGUGGUUCCAGUUCACAUUAAGGAAUCGAGGCAUCUCAUCUCAGCCGACACUCAUACCGGCAACAAAUCCUACAAGUUCAACUUCUCGGCCGAGCUCGUCCCGGUCUGCAGAGACGACCUCGUGGCGUUGCCUUUGAAACUCGCGAAGUCGCUCGGCAAUAUCGCCCCGCUUGUGCUGUGCUACAGGAUAGGCACAUCUGUCAAUCUUCUCGACCCGAACACACUUCAGACCGCCGAACUCAGUUCCGAUGCCUACUGGCGCGCACCUUUUCAGCCGCUCGCUGGUGCCACUGAAAUGGUUGAGUUCAUCGUCAUGGACAUUGAGCCGACAGGCCAGCGCAAGGGCAAGUGGGUGCUGGGUGAGGCUACAGUAGCCCGCGCCUCGGACCUCGGCGUCAACGACAACACCUACUUUGCCCGGACACACCUCGGUAGCUUGCUUAAGCCAGGUGACUCGGUCAUGGGGUACAUGCUCACUGGAACCAACUUUAACUCGGAGGCGCUUGACGCCAUUGAGAACUCACGCGCGUACGGGUCGACGAUCCCGGACGUGGUGCUCGUCAAGAAGCACUACCCCAACCGCCGCAAGAACAGGCGCCGCAACUGGAAGCUCAAGCGCAUGGCCAAGGACGAGGGCGAUCUGCUGCCCAAGGCGGCCGACCAGGCCCGUCUUGAGGCUGAGUACGAGCAGUUCCUGCGCGACGUCGAGGAGGACGAGGAACUGCGUCAGGCGCUGGCGCUGUACAAGAAUACCAAGAAGAAGAAGAAGCAGGAUGCUGACGCUAUGAGCAUCGCCGAGACUGAGAUGACGAUGGAUGAUGACGACGACGGGCCUAAGAUCAGCAUGGACGAGCUGCUGGAUGACUUUGAUGAGCUGGAGAUCAAUGACGAGGGGCACGCCUGAGCGACUGUCUGAGGGUGUCUGAAAUAAAUUGUUUUUCGGAUUUGAUACCAGCAACUCGUCGAACGGGUCUCGCAUAGCAUUUGCCAAUUCGAGUAACUGCUCUCAUAACCACAGCAACGGGCCUUGGGACGGCAUUUUCUUUCCCUUCCUCACCUAGCUCGGACUGGCACGAGUAG
Thermothelomyces thermophilus ATCC 42464 is the source of this 1995-nucleotide messenger RNA. RefSeq lists its product as uncharacterized. Gene Ontology annotation, molecular function: ribosomal large subunit binding. The coding region runs from base 245 to 1819 and encodes 524 amino acids. Gene Ontology annotation, cellular component: cytoplasm; nucleus. The record is from RefSeq and is a predicted model, not a curated record. Gene Ontology annotation, biological process: ribosomal large subunit export from nucleus. The transcript is spliced from 2 exons. Lineage: Eukaryota; Fungi; Ascomycota; Sordariomycetes; Sordariales; Chaetomiaceae.